Messenger RNA from Nematostella vectensis (starlet sea anemone), 1298 nucleotides. RefSeq lists its product as uncharacterized. The record is from RefSeq and is a predicted model, not a curated record. NCBI's taxonomy places the organism in Eukaryota, Metazoa, Cnidaria, Anthozoa, Actiniaria, Edwardsiidae. Bases 331 to 939 code for a protein of 202 amino acids. The transcript is spliced from 2 exons.
CGAAAUUUACCUUGUGACUCAUCUAGUUGGAAUUGUUUUCCGGUCAUGAGACAUCCAUCUGCAUGCAGUCUAUUGUUUAACACGUGAGCAGUGAGCAGUGAUCACGUGAAAUGAACAUGGUCGUCACGCUCUCGGAGUUAAAGGAGAAACUUGAUUGGAUAGUGAGAGUGUUGCAGGAUUAACUUCGCAUAUAACUGCUGAUAACAUACUACGGAUUAUCACUACAGACGCUAUACUCGUUGAGUUUUUGACGAUUAUUACUACAGACGCUACACUCGUUGAGUUUUUGACGAUUAUUACUACAGACGCUACACUCGUUGAGUUUUUGAGAUGGGUAAAUACUACCUUAAUCAAAAAGAUGCUCCAGAUGCUACCGGUAGAUGGGAAAUUGAAGCAGAAAAUAUACUAGUGAUUUACGAGGAAAUUCUAGAGCUUAUCGCGUUGAUAAGAAAAACAGAAGAACAGAAAAACAGAAAAACAGAAGAACAGAGGUUAGAGAGUUUCAAGACAAGGGUUGAGGAGCCAAAGGACAACCUGGAUGUCCUUCUGAGGAAUGCUAGCCGAGGAAUAACUUUGCAAUUGGAGGAUGCAGCUAAUAUGGAGAACAGUCGUGACAUUUACAUGGCUAAGUACCAAUUAAAACGCAAGCCAACGGAUAAUCCGUUCAGUCAAUUUGCAAAAAUAACAGAUACAGGGGUGCAGUCGUGGGUGGAUUUGGAAACACUAAGAUAUAGAGAAACCUUGAUCGGCGACAUUAAAUCGACGGCGGCGAAAGCAAAGUCUAGAGAAGACCUAAGAAUUGAUGCAUUUUGUAAUAAAUACGGCGUAGCAAGUGAUAAAAAGAAGGCACUGAUAAACUUAUUGAAUGCUCUUAAAGGUGGUGAAAGUUUGAUAUUGAAAGAUAUGCAAAAUAGAGAACAGAUCGCUGUCAGCCCUUAAUUGCGUGUAAUGAUUUCAUUUGGUUAGAGACGUAUGAUGGAGUGGACAGACCCACGCUGAACGAACUGAAUUUGAAUUUUCUCAUGUUGUGUUUAAAAAUCUAAUCAUUUUGUGUUUGAAAUUUAUGUAGAACGAUUUUGUUGAAUCAAAAGGAGCUAGUAGAAUCACUGACACGUGUACGAUGUUACAUAAUCAUAAUUGAAUCACGUUUUAGUCAUCACAAGGUAAAAUUAGUCACAUAACUUGUCAACACUUGUAUUUGUAAUUUUUUUUUCCUCGGGCAUAAUUUUCUAGCUUCUUCCAACUUGAUGUGUAAUUGCAAUGAGUAAAAUAAUUAAACACGCACGAUUGAAUUAUAA